This is a messenger RNA of Exophiala bonariae, 1176 nucleotides long. RefSeq lists its product as uncharacterized. The transcript has 3 exons. The record is from RefSeq and is a predicted model, not a curated record. Bases 1 to 1176 code for a protein of 391 amino acids. Lineage: Eukaryota; Fungi; Ascomycota; Eurotiomycetes; Chaetothyriales; Herpotrichiellaceae.
AUGCACACUUACGUUGUAGAGCGUGAUGUCUCGGUUGCUGGGGAGCCGGAACCCCCAAACGGAGUAGGCGGUGGCUCUCCACAAGACACACUAAGAGUGCAGAAGAUGGAAAUUCAGCUCGGUGGUUCCGUUCGAGCCUUGCCCACAGGUAGACAAGGAUCAGAAGCAAUAAGUGCAGCAGGCAAAGCCACAGCCAUCCAUAUAUCUACCUCACGCCUGACCCAAACCAUCAAUCUGCACACCUUUCACAUCAGUCCCGCAUUGGGGCUCAACUGGACUCCCUCUCAGCAUAUCGAGCUCCAACUCCCGCCAGAACUUGAUCUGAUCAGUGGUCGUGCAGCCCUUGAUGAUGAAGCAAGGCGGCUACAACUGACGCCAUGCCGUUACAAGCACAUGUGCGACGGGGCAAACAUCGACGACAAGAAAGCUGCAAAGACUGAUGCUGUCGACGUCAGUACUCUUUCCCAUGAUACAGUAGAAAUACAGUUCGUCACACGCAGUGGCACCUUGACAUCACAGAUUGGUCUACCACGAUUUCGGGCUCUUGAAGCCUCCGUUCUUGGUUGUGGUGGAGGGUUUCCUGCCAGGCUUUUCCGCGGCAUCGAAGCUGUCAAUCCCGAUAGUGAAGGUGCUACAGGGGUGACUGUGGCUGUAGCUGGUGGCGUGGGCAUCUGCGCUUUUCUCGCAAUAGCUGACAGGAUUGACAUCGAUGCUGCCCAAGUUCGAACGGAAGACAAUGAUUAUCGCAAUGGCAAAGAGAACGUCAAGUCGCCUGUGCUGUUCUGGACUCUUCAUGUUGAUGAUUGGGAAUUUGUGCGUUUUGUUAUACAAAAUGGCCGGCUGGCGGUCGGUGUCUGGAGCAGAAUUCACGUCUUCCUGACCUGUGGGACAGAUAAGAUUACACCUGGCCGAGCAAAGGGCGUGAUUGAGGACAUCAGCAAGCUGCUGAAUGUAGAUGAGAGACUAAUAUGUCAUUUUCGACGGAUGCAGGUGGAUGAUGUGGAGAGAGUCGUUGAAAGCAGGACGAAUAUCGCAUCCUGCCGUCCUGGUGUGUCGCAGCGGGGCUGCUCGACAAUUCACUUUUGUGGAGGUAAGUCUCUAGAGUGGCAGAUUAAACGCUGGUCACGUAGCAUGAAAACCUCUGUAGCUGUAUAUACGACAAAAAUGCAGAAGUAA